GUAAAUGCAUUAAUUUUGCUUUGCGGGCUCUAAAAUUUUGGAAAAUUGUAUUACAAGUCUGUUGAUAUACUUUUUUUUUCUUCAAAAAAAUAGGGUUUGUAUGGCAAUGAUUGGUAUGUUCUACAAGCCUCUAGAGCUGUAAACCAAGCUAUAGGUCGUGUCAUAAGACAUAAAGAUGAUUUUGGUGCUAUAUUAUUAUGUGAUAAUAGGUUCAAAGACAAACGCAUACAGUCUCAACUGUCUAAGUGGAUUCAAGGAAAAAUCCAUGUUUUUGACACAUUUGGUCCUGCAUUAAAACAACUGUCCAGUUUUUUCAAAUCAUUAGAUCAACAACCUAGAAAACCCAAGCAUGAUAGUAAAAUGAAAGGAUUUCAGCUUGCCACUGGUAUUUUCAAUUCUAGCUUACUUAAAAAUUCUGGAAGAGAUCCUAAAAUUUCCUUAGCUAAGCAGAAUAUUGACAGAGUUCCUGAAGAAAAUCUUUUUGAAAGUUAUAGGUUAACUUCAAAAGCAGGAACAUCAGCCACUACAAAUAAAACUGGUAGUAUAUUUGAUGCUAUGGAUUAUCAAAGCCAAAAUGAAUCUUCAGGACAAGCCUUUAGACCAAGUCCUUUGAUAAGUUCUGCACCCUCAUGUUCUAACCAUGUUCUUGUAAGUAUUUUUUUUAAAAUAUAA
Messenger RNA from Parasteatoda tepidariorum (common house spider), 672 nucleotides. RefSeq names its product Regulator of telomere elongation helicase 1 (gene Rtel1). Lineage: Eukaryota; Metazoa; Arthropoda; Arachnida; Araneae; Theridiidae. Gene Ontology annotation, molecular function: DNA polymerase binding; ATP binding; hydrolase activity, acting on acid anhydrides, in phosphorus-containing anhydrides. The record is from RefSeq and is a predicted model, not a curated record. Gene Ontology annotation, biological process: negative regulation of DNA recombination; DNA replication; DNA recombination. Gene Ontology annotation, cellular component: nucleus.